Messenger RNA from Ilyonectria robusta, 629 nucleotides. RefSeq lists its product as uncharacterized. The record is from RefSeq and is a predicted model, not a curated record. NCBI's taxonomy places the organism in Eukaryota, Fungi, Ascomycota, Sordariomycetes, Hypocreales, Nectriaceae. The coding region runs from base 10 to 516 and encodes 168 amino acids. The transcript has a single exon.
GCCUCGGCGAUGUUCUCGGCGAAGAAACGGGCGAGCAUGACGUGGGGUUCCUCCUCCACCUGCUUCACCCCAUGCGCUGGCCUUAAGAUCGACUUGGAUCUCCCCAGCAGGCGAGCCCACCGGGGCCCGGGUGAUUCACCGACCGGUUCCGGUGCCGAUAUACCGGCUCCGGCGCUAGGAAAGAGCUGGUUGACAAUUGGCAUCACAUUGCUCAUGCGAUUGCGUAUCAAUGAAGCCGUGAUUGGUGCGUGGCCGCAUCUCUCGGACAGCCAACCAACGGGUUCCUUAACAUUGAACAUCAUUCAUUCAACCCAAUGGUACCGGGAGAUAAAUAGACCGGAAUUAGAGCAAUCAGGGAGUAAUUGGGUAUCUCUACCCUCCUCUCAUAAGCUGCUCUCCGACCAAACCUCGCUUCAUUCUUGUCCGAAAAUGGCGGGGUCUCAUGGCGGACGCGGUGGUCCCGAGCCACGUGAUGUUUCUCGCGCUUGCUUGUGGUCAAGGAACCCCCGAUGCUAAGGUGACUAGCACAAUCUGAUCGAGUGGCUACCUAAGAAUCAAUUAAGCGCAACCAACCAAGGUACCUAGAUUCUGUUUUGUCCACGAAUCAGUAACAGGUAUUAAGAUAGCCA